GGGCCUGACUCAGCCCUGGGUGGGGGGACUGGCCUGGCCCCUUGCCCUGCCCGCGCGGCGCCGCCUGGCCCUGGCCUCCAGGGAGGGGACAGAAAGCACCCCUCUCCCCUGCCCGCGCCCCCAAAGCGCGUGACCCUGUCUCCUCUAGCCCGGACCCCCCUCCUUCCCCUUGACGCCACCACCACGUGCGAACCCUGAGCCCAGGCAGAGGAGGGGGUGAACUGGUGGGAUCCAUCCACCUCCUUCUCCCUCCCUCCGUCCCCAGCCUAGGAACGGGCCCCCUCCCCCAGCUCCGGGCCUGAGAACCGGGCAGGGGCCGGAGCUGAGGGCUGGGGCUGGUGCACUCUCUUGCCCAGGCCUUUGUGGGUCCUGGGAGGCACUGCCCUCGCUGGCUGGUCGGCUUGCUGGCUGGCUGGCUGGCUGGCUGGUGAGGGAGUCCGGUGGACCGCAGCAGGAGACUGCUGUCCAUCCAGGCCCAGGCACCCAGUGGGCGCCCACUAAAUGUUUGGGGAAUGCAGCCAGCAGUUGGUGGGGUGGCAGGGAGAGGUAGGCAACUCCUCUCUCCCCCUAGCCAGGGGGCGGAAGUGAGAGAGGUGUUGGUGCCCCUCCACCGGGUGUGCCCACCUGGCUCACCCAUGGGUGGCAGGCUUCGUUUGCUACCCCCCCUCCCUGCCAGCUGCCUCCCAGAUCAGGGCCGGAGCAGGCCUGGCUGGAGACGGCGUCCAGGAUUCCAUGUCAGGCCCCCCCCUCAACCAGGCCAGGGCGUAACCCUGAGUGUGCCGCUCCCACACUGGGGGGGCCCUCCCUUGGACCAACCGAUCACUUCCUAUUGGCAGUGCUGGGCUUGGGAGAGGUCUGGGGAGUCCACACUGGGCCCUGCUGCUUCCUCCCAGGCCCCCAAGACUCCAGGCAGGGGGCAUUCUCCCCUGAGGGCCACCCCCAGUGGGGCCCUUAGAGCACACCAGGCCUGGCACUUAUCGUCUGGGCUCGGGGCUCUGUUUACCGCCAGCCAUCGCUGUGGAGACGGGAGCCUAGGGGAGAAGGGGGGGCAGGAGCUGGUGACUGGAAGAGCGAAGCCCUGGGAUCCGCAUGCCUAAUGAAGGAAAGAGGAGCCAACGGGGACACUGAAAUUUUAAUUCGUGGGUCACUUUGGGGGGGGUAUUUAUUAUUCAGUUCUGAUUGGCUGCGUGGUGGCCAGUCAGCACCCUGGCCUGGGCUGGGAGCCACGCAACUCUCAGCAGAGGCCCUUAGCAGUGGGUGGCUAUAGGCUGAUGCACCCUUUUCUCUGUGUGGGAGACUGAGGCCUGCCAGAGCUCAACCUUCAUCCAGUGAGGAAGUUUCCUGAGACAGUAGCCAGUCUUUGUGUUGGCUUUUUUCUUUCUUUUUGCUCCUUGGAACCUUCUGAUCCAUAGCUGGUUGGGCUGGUGGCAGUCCCCAAUGCUAUGUGAGGAAACUGAGGCCAGGAGGGGAGGUCAGACACAAGUAUGGGGCCUCAGGGGCUUAGAGCAAGCCUCUGAGCGGUGCCAUAUGGGGCAAGGGCAACUGAGGCCUGGGGGAAGCAGAGAGCAGCCCAAGGUCAGCCAGCCAGUGCUGGAUCUGACCCUUGGGGUCCUGCCUCCCAGCUCAGGACGUGUCCAGAGUCCUUUCUGUCACAGCUGGGGGGUACCUGCCCACCUGUCUUCCAGAGGGCCUGGAGGUUUGAUGGCAGGCACCUGUCAGCCAAAUGGAGCCUUUGCCUGAGGAGAGCAGUAAGGCUCAGAGAGAGCCAGCAAAGUGUCCAAGGUCACACAGCAGGAGACUCCGUCUCCCUGCCUCCCAGUCUUCUGAGGCAGGCCCUUCCCAUCCCAUCUGAGUUGCGGCCCCGCCCCUUGGCACCUUGGCCCCUGGAGACCAGCAGGGCUCUGGGUUUUUACAACCCAUUAUUUCCGAGGAGACCCAGGUCACCUCAUAGAGCCCAGACUCAGGGCCAGUCCCGCUGAAACAGAACUGGCCUAGGCGGGGGUCCACUUGCUCUGUGACCUUGGACAAGCCCAGUGGCCUCUCGGAGACAAAUAUUCACCUCUGUAAAAUGAGGUUGUUGAAGGGUUCCUCCAAAUGCUGCCUAUGGCUCCAACUGUUUCCUUUCCUUCUCUCCCUCAUGGAGGAAGAGCCUGGGUCAGCUCAGGGCACAGCAGGGAUUCUGCUGGAGUGUGUCUCUGAGACACACACUCGGCACCCUCCACCUGUCACCUUGUGCUCCAGGCACCUGAUAGACCAUAAACCGCCUUGCAACAGCCCUGGGCGGUGGAGACCAGAGGAACAGGCUUGGGUGGGGGCCAGUGUGGUCCAAUCUCAGCCUGGCCCUCACCUCCACCUGAGGUCCUCCUAGAGCGGUCACUUCCCCUCUGUCAACCUCAGUUUUGCCGUCAGUACAACGGGGAGAUUACCUUUAGCCCAAAAGUGUUGUCCUGAGGAUUUACUCAGUGAUUCCUCAGGAAUGUUUGUUGAGUGACUGCUGUGUGGUGUCAGGGCCCCGGGGAGCCCCUCCUGCAUCUCUCUUCUGAUGUCCUAAGUUCACAGAUGUCAGCUGGUCUCUAGCCCUGUCCUAGCUCCCUGUGUGACUUCAGGCAAACCACUCUCUUUUCUGAGAGGAAAAAAAGUACAAGGCAGUGCCCCCUCCCUGGCCCCCCCCCCCCCGGGGUGUGUGUGAGAAUCAGCUGUCCUCUGCCCCAGGGCCCCCAGGGUGGGGGGGAUUUAGUCCCCUGCUGGUAUUUGGGGGCAGUGCAGAGGGGGAGGGGUAUGUGGAGCCCUGGGAGGACUAGUUAGGCAAGAUGGAGCCGAAUGGUUUGUGUUCGAAUCCAGCUCUGCUGAGUGAUCCUGGGUCUCGGUGCAGAAGAUGGCCGGCGGCGUGGACGGCCCCAUCGGGAUUCCGUUCCCCGACCACAGCAGUGACAUCCUCAGCGGACUCAACGAGCAGCGGACACAGGGCCUGCUGUGCGACGUGGUGAUCCUGGUGGAGGGCCGUGAGUUCCCCACGCACCGCUCAGUGCUGGCUGCCUGCAGCCAGUACUUCAAGAAGCUGUUCACGUCGGGUGCCGUGGUGGACCAGCAGAACGUAUACGAGAUCGACUUCGUCAGUGCCGAGGCGCUCACGGCCCUCAUGGAUUUCGCCUACACAGCCACGCUCACCGUCAGCACGGCCAAUGUGGGUGACAUCCUCAGCGCUGCCCGCCUACUCGAGAUCCCCGCAGUGAGCCACGUCUGUGCCGACCUCCUUGACCGGCAGAUCCUGGCGGCCGAUGCAGGUGCCGAUGCCGGGCAGUUGGACCUGGUAGAUCAAAUUGAUCAACGAAACCUCCUUCGCGCCAAGGAGUACCUUGAGUUCUUCCAGAGCAACCCCAUGAACAGCCUGCCUGCCGCUGCUGCCGCCACAUUCCCAUGGUCCGCCUUUGGCGCAUCCGACGAUGACCUGGAUGCCACCAAGGAGGCCGUGGCUGCUGCCGUGGCUGCUGUGGCCGCCGGCGACUGUAACGGCUUGGACUUCUAUGGGCCUGGCCCCCCGGCCGAGCGGCCCUCGGCAGGGGAUGGGGAUGAGGGUGACAGCAACCCAGGUCUGUGGCCAGAGCGGGACGAGGACGCCCCUGCUGGGGGACUCUUCCCGCCCCCUGUGGCCCCACCAUCCACCGCCACGCAAAAUGGUCACUACGGCCGGGGCGGGGAGGAGGAGGCAGCCUCGCUGUCGGAGGCGGCUCCUGAGCCGGGCGACUCUCCGGGCUUCCUGUCGGGAGCAGCUGAGGGUGAGGACGGGGAUGGGGCCGACGCGGACGGGCUGGCAGCCAGCACGCUGCUACAGCAGAUGAUGUCGUCAGUGGGCCGGGCAGGGGCCGCUACGGCAGGGGACAGCGAUGAGGAGUCGAGGGCAGAUGACAAGGGAGUCGUGGACUACUACCUGAAGUACUUCAGCAGCGCCCACGAUGGCGAUGUCUACCCGGCCUGGUCCCAGAAAGUGGAGAAAAAGAUCCGGGCCAAGGCCUUCCAGAAGUGCCCCAUCUGCGAGAAGGUCAUCCAGGGCGCUGGCAAGCUACCGAGGCACAUCCGGACCCACACAGGAGAGAAGCCCUACGAGUGUAACAUCUGCAAGGUCCGAUUCACCAGGCAGGACAAGCUCAAGGUGCACAUGAGGAAGCACACAGGCGAGAAGCCGUACCUGUGCCAGCAGUGCGGGGCGGCCUUCGCGCACAACUAUGACCUGAAGAACCACAUGCGCGUGCACACCGGCCUGCGCCCCUACCAAUGCGACAGCUGCUGCAAGACCUUCGUGCGCUCCGACCACCUGCACAGACACCUCAAGAAGGACGGCUGCAACGGCGUGCCCUCGCGCCGCGGCCGCAAGCCCCGCGUGCGGGGCGCGGGGCUUGGGGGUCCCGACCCCGCCUCCACUCCUGGGGCCCCCGCCCCACCCGGCGCCCCCGCCCCGCCCGGCUCACCAGACGCACGGCGCAACGGCCAGGAGAAGCACUUUAAGGACGAGGACGAGGACGAGGACGAGGCCAGCCCCGAUGGCCUGGGCAGGUUGAAUGUAGCGGGCGCCGCAGGGGGAGGCGACGGGGGCGCCGGGGCCACCGCCGAUGGCAGCUUGGCGGCCGGACUCGCCUGAAAAACCAAAAAGAGAAAACAGAAACCCAAGAGAGAGAGAGAGAGAGAAUCACCCACCACCCCCAAAAAACACAAAAAAAGAAAAUCUAUCUAUAUACAGAUAUCUAUAUCUAUAUAUAUAUAUAUACAGAUAUAUAUAUAUGAAGCGUCACAGAAUCUAGGGUAGUGCUUUUCUCAGAUUUUUCUCCUUCAUGAUGUUCUCUCCCUCCACGGGACCCUUGCCCCACCUCAACCCCUGGCCCACUUGCCCCCAACCCCAGCGAUGGCUUUCAGGGCUCUGCUUGGGGUUUUUGUGGGACACAAGGAUUCGGAGCUCCCCGGACGCCCUCAGCUGGGCGUUUUGGGUCCCAUCCCAGGCCCAGUCAGGGCCCCAGGCCCUGCAGGGGUGAGGGGGGCUGCGGGGGGCCGGGGACUGGGGUGGGCUUUUCUUUUUCUCCCUUUGCUGGUUUCUAGAGUCUUUGAGACAAGACCUUAAAUGAUUUCUGUCCACUGUGAGUGGACGUUAAAAUGGCCCCAUCCCCACCCCCACCCUCCUUCCUCAGGGCACUUCCUAAGUGGGGGUCUCCCCCUCCAUCUCCCUGACAGCCCCCCACCACCUCCUGAUCCUGCCUGUGGUCCCCUAUAUUUCCUGGCCACUGCGAUACAAAUCUAUUUAUUUUCAGGCGUGGAGAAAGGGGAGAAGAUGGGGAAGGGGGGGUGCCAGAGCUCGAGUGCCAUGGCCCUCGCCGCCUUCCUUCACGGCACUUACGACUCGGCGGGACCCUUGGGCCACCGCUCAGGGCACCCCUACCACCUGCAUCUUCAUCCCCUGACCCAGGCCCCCCAGACCCCACGAGACGUUUGGAGAUUCGAAACUUUGUCUUCACCCUCUCCCCUACCCCUAGCCCUCUCCCAAUUUUUUAAAGCACUUUUUAGAUUUUUUUUUCUUUUCCUCCUUAAAAACAAAAUUUAUAUAUAGAUAUAUAUAUAUAUAAAAUAUACUUUUCCUCAGAGGAGCAGGUGACAGUGUGGGGUGAAAGAGCCAAGGGCAGAGGGAACCCAGGGUCUCAUGGUGGCAGGGAUGUGGGGAGCGAGAGUGUCCAGAAGUUCCAGUGUCACAAAAGCAAUAAAAACAAGAUUUUACAAAAUGAAAGGAAAAACAAAACAAACAAACAAAAAAAAUCACAAGACAACCAACCACAAAUAGAAGUCUUGGCACUUUGUAACAGAACGGGUACUACACUUUAUCUUAAUUCUUAAUUUAAGAACAUGUUUACAAGUUGCAACCAACUUCUAUGAAAAGUCAAAAAGACAAAAAAAAAGCGAGCGAGAGAGAGAGAGAGCGAGCGAGCGAGAGAGAGAGAGAGCAAACAAAUUCCUAAAAGUCGAUUUAUUUUUGUACAAAAUAAUAAAAAAAGAAACCCACCACAGACGUAGAAUCCACUUCUGUUCCCCAAGGUGAGAAGGGGGUCAGGAAAGCAUGGGCCAGGGCGAGGCCUUCUGAGGUAUUUGUGCUUUACCAUGGGGGCUUGCCUUGCAGGCAGGACUGUGGGGUUUUUGUGUUUCUGCCGUGUCCCCCGCAACCCCCCUCAUUCUGUCCCUUUUUGGGUUCUGAUUUGGAGACGUCUCAUCACCUGCUAGCCAUACAGUGGCCACCCAUGUCCGCUGGGACCCUCCUUACCGACUCCCCAGCUCAGGGAUGGGCCCAAGAGAGGGCUGGCCUUCCAACCAGCCAGAGCAAUCCUAUCCCCCUGUCCUUGUCCCCCCACCCUCGCUGUCCCCCACCCUCCAACAUGGCUGCCCUUCCUGUGGCCACUGAGGAGCUGCCAUCUUGGUUAUGCCACCCCCGUCGAGGUGGGCGACAGGGGGCCCCACCUCCAGGGCCUUACACCCCCUCUCCCCCUCUUUUUACUCAAAGGCACUGACUGUAAUCUGGGGGCUGGCACUUGCUUCCCCCCAGCCUCUGGCUCCCCAAAGGCCCGGUGUUCACCGAGCCAAAGGCCACGGACAGGGGCCAGGGGUGGGGAGACCGUGUUGCCAGAGGCCAGGGCACCCUCCCCACCCCUUCCCUGUCGCAUAUGCAACCCUAGUGUGAAAUCCUGUAAAUAGACACUCUGCUGAGCUGAGACCCUUCCUCAUCAAAGCCCGAGGUGCAGGGGUGUUUUUGCUCUCCACCUCUAGCCCCUGGCCCAUCACCCCAUGUCCCUUUGUUCUGUGACAAACCCUAUCUUUUUCUUGUUUUUAAAGGGAAGCUUUUUAAGAAGGCAACUUUCAUCAUUGUUUCUACAGGAUAGUUUCUGUUUUUUCUGCUCCCCAGCUCCUGAGCCUGUCAGCCCCCCAAAUGUCUCAGGACCCCCCCCCUCCUGAGGGGGGUGGCAGGGGAGCCCGAGGCCGGGUGGCCCCGUCCACACCCCAGCAUCAUGGGGCGAGCUCUUUCAGAGAACACCUGUGGAGGCCGAACAGAGAGCUCAAGUGCCCAGGCCAGGGACCCCCCCCACACCCCAGCUCCCAGAGAGGUUCCCUGAGGGGACAGCCCUCUCCCCACUACCCACACACCCCCUCGCAAUAAAACCAACUGAAAAAUCACAGCUGUCGUCCUGGCCAGAGGGGACAACUGGACUUGGGGGGUCGAGGCCUCUGGGACUACGGCAGGGGUAAGGGCUGAACCCCGCCAAGCACACUUUAACACAAACCUCCUCGGGAAUUGCACUAAACCCCUGCCCCUAGCUCUGCGCUCAGCUUCUGCCAGCCCUGCCUACCCACUCCGCCUUAACCCCUCUCCUGCUGCCCGUCCCCAGGGGCCACAGCAUCUGCAUGGGCCCAGAGCCGGGACCCCCGCCCUUCCAGCCCAGCCCCCCUCCAACUCCGCGCAAUCACAUACUGUAUAUAGACGUGGAUCAAUUUUAUUUUUAUUCUUUAAAUUAAGGUCGUGAUAAAGUGUUGCCAAAGAUACUGCUGAAUUCUCACGUUUCAGGAAACAAACAAACAAAAAAAAUAUUUGAGGGGGAACGUGCUGACUGGUCAGAAAGGACACAGCAAAAAGUUUUUUUGUUUGGUUGUUUGGGGUUUUUUUUUGUGGUUUCUUUUUUGGGGUGGUUUUUUUUUUUUUUUUAACUGCCUGGUACAAAAAAAAAAAAAAGAAAAAAGAAAAGCAGCGAAAUUGUUAUUUCCAUCAUCUUGGUGAAACUGCGUGGAUGUGUGUGUGCACGUGUGUUCGAGAGUGAGGUCCAGGCAGGGGGGCUUCAGGUGGGGGCUCCGGGGGGCACCCCAGGGUGAGGGUGGGGGCCGUGGGCCUGGCGGGAUGGUGGGGUCGGAGCCCUCACCUGGCGCAGUCACCAGCCCACAGGACCCGAGAGAGACAGAUUUGCACCCUUGCUGCUGCUCGCUGCCUAGCCCCCCACCUUGAUCCCCACCCUGCCUUUUGAGAUUAAGAGAAAAAAAAGGCAAAAAAAAAAACCUUAAAAACCAGUGAAUGUAAAUUGCCGGACCAGGCCCAGCCUGGCACGGGUGUGGGCCUGGGCCUGUGCCCAGUGGGGCUCCCCUGGGCCAUACCAAAGUCUGCCCCCCCGAGGGCGGCUCGCCCAGGAGACCCCUCGUGGCCGUCCCAUCUAGUCAGCCUGUUUGUACUCGGCUAUCCCUUUGCUUGCUUCCAAGGGGGAGAGGUCUUGGGUAGGAGGGGGAGGGGUUUCCCAGCCCCUUCCAGGGUCUUCUGGGGAGUCUUUGCACUACUGAGACCCAUCGGCCUCCACAGCUAUGGCUGGAUGGCCUUGUCACAGGUGAUAGAAUGGAGGCAGGGGCCCUCCAGGACCAAGGCAGUCCAGGCAUCCAGGAUUGUAGGAGGCGAGACCAAGAGAGUGAAAGGAAAAGCAGGAGGAAAAAAAAGUAAAAAUCAACAAAAAAAGCAAAAAUCCUAUUUUUUGAGAAAGAAAGAUAUUUAUAUUUGCAGUUUUAUUUUAAAAAGUUAUUUAAGCUGAGGAAGCAGCCUUCCUGGAGGGGGGAUAUUAUUGGCUGGCACAGGACGGGUCAGGGCCUGGGGGCUCAGGCACCCCAGGAGCCAUAACCUCAGAGUAAGACUAGCUCGCACUAAAUAUAUAGAUUUACAUUGGGGGGGCGGGGCAGGAGAUGGAGGGGGCUGGGGAGACCCCCAUCCCAAGGCUAGGGCUACCUGCAGGCUGCGGCCAGGGGUCCUGAUGCCCAGGGUCCCCCCUGCCCCACCCGCCCGGGCCCAGACAUGAGGUGCCUUGGACUUUGGGGGGCCAGGUCUGGUGGAGGGGGGUGGGGUGGCGCCCACGGGGGGCACAGAGCACAGAGCAGACAUUCCAUAGACUGUAUUUGAGAGUCUUUAUAAAGUGUGGGAGAUUAAAAAAAAAAUCAAUUGAUAAAAAUGCACUUUUGGGGGGUGGGGAGGGAGAAGCUUUAAAAAUAAUAAUAAAAAAAAGACAAAAGGUGAUGAAAAACCAGACAAAAAAAUUCAUUUUUCUUGUACAUAAAAAAACCACUAAACGCAGCCUGUUACGACCGCUGCUGCCUCAUUUGCCUGA
This is a messenger RNA of Phacochoerus africanus (Common warthog), 9155 nucleotides long. It is a transcript of the gene ZBTB7A, whose product is annotated as zinc finger and BTB domain containing 7A. The transcript has 3 exons. NCBI's taxonomy places the organism in Eukaryota, Metazoa, Chordata, Mammalia, Artiodactyla, Suidae. Bases 2876 to 4636 code for a protein of 586 amino acids. The record is from RefSeq and is a predicted model, not a curated record. Gene Ontology annotation, biological process: regulation of transcription by RNA polymerase II. Gene Ontology annotation, molecular function: protein binding; RNA polymerase II cis-regulatory region sequence-specific DNA binding; DNA-binding transcription factor activity, RNA polymerase II-specific.